AGGCCGCUCAGGGAUGACCGCCGUUUCUGCGCUGCCACAGCCUCGUCAUGACACGAUGGUUUGAUAGCCAGAGACCCUCAGUAUGAUAGGUGGGUGUCCAUGGGACUUGUUUAACCGUGCAUAUAAACACGGAACAAUAUUGCUGUCGUGUGCUAUUUACUCUAACGCCUCUCGUCUUGAUUCCUUCACUGAAGAUUUUACCUCACAAUGGAUGAGAGCAAUCUCACCGUUCAAUUCAAGAUUGAACCAAAUAUUAUUCCUGCGACAGCCAUCCGAAGAUCAGGGCAGUAUCCUGAUAUUGUGGGAGGGUUUGGCGAUAUCUGGAAAUGUUCCAUGUCUACACAAUCUGAGGCCCGUGCUGUCGCGGUCAAAUCUAUCAGGCUUCUUUCGGAAGAUGCGACAAUGUUGAAAAAAAUAGGCAAGAGGAUUCGCCGCGAGGUCUAUGUUUGGGUACGAUUGUUGCACGACAACAUUCUCCCUCUGGAGGGUGUUACCGAAGGGUUUGGGCCUCUUCCCGCGUUUGUCACUCCAUGGAUGGAAAAUGGAUCACUCAAUGACUAUUUGAAACGGGAAGUUGGCCUUUCGUGGGAAAGGAAGUUAAGCAUGGUAAGGGAAGUAGCAGUUGGUCUUCAGUAUUUGCAUGAAAAUGGGAUUGUUCAUGGUGACAUAAAUGAUACCGAUAUCCUAGUCAGUAGUGACGGGAGGCUCUGUCUCGGGGGCUUUGGUCUCUCGAUGAUCCUCGCAGAAUCAAGUAACACUAUAUUUAAAUCAGGUUACGCCGGUAAUAUCCGGUGGAUGGCGCCGGAGCUACUUCAAGUUGGGGAGGAGGAGGUGGUUAGCAAGCCAACCAAGGCCAGCGAUAUUUACUCGUAUGGCUGUAUCAUGAUGCAGGUAUUUUCCGGUCAUCAACCUUUUGCCCAUAUGAAGAGCACUAUCCACAUUAUGGCAGCACUUGAAAAGGGGCACAUACCAUUCGCACAAUUGGCUGGUAUCGACGAAGAAAUACAGCGAUUUGUGCAACUAUGCUGGUCAAAGAACAGGGAAUACCGCCCGUCGGUCGAAAAAAUCGUGGAGUUCUUAUGGUCACAAACAAAUAUCGCGGAGACUAUGAAGACGAUGCUGUCGCAACUUCCAGUCACAGUGACACGAAUAUCGCAAGCAGUUCUCACGAAGUGCGAUUAUCAUUCCGAUGGUUUUGACGUACCUGGUGCGCCUUUGAAAUGCAAGUGGGUGCAAGGAUCAACUGAGACCGAGGUCGCCGUCAAGACUUUGAGGGAUAAUGUUGACAGUUACAAUGAUAUGAACAAAAUAUUGAAUAGGAUUCGUCGUGAGAUGUAUGUCAGGGAAAGGUUGAGGCACGAGACCAUCCUUGCCCUCUAUGGAAUGACUGAUGGCUUUGGCAUUCUCCCCUCCUUUGUAUACCCAUGGAUGGCAGGCGGUUCGUUGCACGAGUACGUGAAACGAGAGUUCUCCAAUUUAUCUGCCCAUCGGAAGCUGGAUAUUCUACUGGAGGUGGCGCAUGGGAUCGAAUAUCUACACAAGCAGGACGUUGUGCAUGGCAAUUUAACGGGUGACAACAUUCUCCUCAACGGCUCAGGCCGUGUGCGCAUUGCAGACUUCAGUCACUCGGUAAUCCUGGGUGAAGCAGAUAGUCGGAUGUUCAAAGAGCAGCUCCCGGGAGAUGUAAGGUACAGUGCACCCGAGUCUAUUUUCACUGGCGGCCGGACGGGAGCACCAAAGCCGACCAAAGAAGGAGAUGUGUACUCAUAUGGCUGCGUCGCAAUUCUGGUAUUGUGGGGAAAGGUGCCGUACUGGUGGAUUUCUGAGGAAGAUCAAGUGCAUACGAAGAACAGAAAAAAGAGAAAAAACAAGGGCGCACGUCCUUUUCGUUCUACUGGGGAGGUUGAUGAAGUGCACAUGAACUUGAUGCAGCAGUGCGUUUCGGCAGAGAAAUCCCGUCCUUCAAUCGAGAAGGUUAUCCACUUAGUUUUAGUCCAAAGUUUCGGUGCUGCCGAUCUGACGAACUCGGUCAAACGACUCAACAAUGUCCACCAGAACUCCGGAGGAUUUGCAAAUGUUCAUAGGUGCAAACUUGAUCUGAGAGGCACUGGUGCCGUCCAACAAGUUGUUUUCCGCUACCAGUAUCCUUCCAAGUCAACUUCUGUUGACGUCGCAGUCAAGGAAAUCAUUUUGAAAGGCGAUGCAGACAUGUUGACGAUUAUCAAUCGAUUGUUCAGAGAAAUUAAGCUAUGGUUGGAACUUGAGCACGAGAAUAUCGUUCCUCUUUGGGGAGUUGCAGAUGACUUUGGUUCCCUCCCAGCACUUAUCUCGCCAUGGUUGGAAAAUGGUGCGCUGACUGGAUACAUUCAGCGUGAGCACGAAAGGCUUUCUUACAACAAGAAGUUUGCUCUGGUUCGGUCAAUUUUCUAUCUCAUCAUAAUCAGCACGCUGAGGUCUCUUUAGCUCAAGGACAUAGCUCAAGGGCUUCAGUAUCGUAAGUUUAAUAUCUUGUUGUUGAUGCGAGAGUCCACUAACGGCAGUGCAUUCGCGGUCAAUUACCCAUGGUGACUUAAGUGGCAACA
Suillus bovinus is the source of this 2582-nucleotide messenger RNA. RefSeq names its product kinase-like domain-containing protein. Gene Ontology annotation, molecular function: ATP binding; protein kinase activity. Lineage: Eukaryota; Fungi; Basidiomycota; Agaricomycetes; Boletales; Suillaceae. The coding region runs from base 208 to 2463 and encodes 751 amino acids. The record is from RefSeq and is a predicted model, not a curated record. Gene Ontology annotation, biological process: protein phosphorylation. The transcript has 20 exons.